Molecule: messenger RNA, 1572 nt
Organism: Klebsormidium nitens
Lineage: Eukaryota; Viridiplantae; Streptophyta; Klebsormidiophyceae; Klebsormidiales; Klebsormidiaceae
Source: the annotation of a GenBank genome assembly
AUGGCUUCUCCCGCGAAUGGCACGACGGUGGAGCUCCCCGCAGGAGGCAACGCGACGUCCGUGCCCGUCCAGACCCCGGCUCCCGUGGCACCGCCGAACGUCACGAGUACGCCCGCGGUGCCCACCGCGGCUCCCAUCCUUCCGGCUCCCACCCUUCCGACUCCCACCCUUCCGGCUCUCACGCCCGCCCCUUCGCCCCCUCGCCCCACCGACCCUCCUCGCCCCACCGACCCUGCACUCCCGUCGCUUACGGACCCGGCCACGGUCCCCGCUCCCACGCUCGCCCUGCUCACCUCCGCGCCCGCCGUCCCCGUUGCGACGACGGUCACGCCGAGGCCCACCGUCGGAGCGCCCCAGGGCACCCGCGCCCCGACCUUCUUCUCCCCUCCGCCGCCUGCGGACGGGGGGCACGGCGUCGCGGGAGGCACGAUCGGAGUCGUCGCGGGGGGCGUGGGGGGCUUUCUCCUCCUGAUGCUGGUCGUCGUCGCGGGGAUCAGGUUCGCCCUCGGGAGGAGGAGGUCCGAGAGGAAGAGGGGCGGGAGGGCUGUGCUCCCUCUCGCAUCCAUGGCGUUCCCGGACGUGUCGCCUCCGUCGGAGCCGAGCAGGGUGGGGCGCUCGAGGACCGAGUUCUCGUUCGAGGAGCUCUCGAGGGCCACGGACGGCUUCGCUGAUGCGCGCCUGUUGGGCGCGGGCGGCUUCGGGAAGGUGUACAGGGGCGAGCUGAGGGAUGGGAUGACCGUCGCCGUCAAGUACUCUGUCGUGCAAGGCGAUGCCGAAGUCGGGGAGCGCGAGUUCCAGUCCGAAUUAGAGGUGAUAUCCAGGGUCCACCACAAACACCUGGUGUCUUUCUUGGGGUAUGCCACGGAGGAGGACAAGCGUCUGCUCGUCCUCCAAUUCAUGCCCAAGGGGACCCUGUACGACCGAAUCCACGCAGACGCGAGUCUCGACUGGGCCGGACGGCUGAGGGCCGCCGUGGGAGCCGCGAGGGGGCUGGCGUACCUGCACGAGGACUGCCGCCCCGCCAUCAUACACCGCGACAUCAAGUCGAACAACAUCCUGAUGGACGCGAACAUGGAUGCGAGGGUCGCUGAUUUCGGCAUCUCGAAGCUGAAAGAGGAAUCCUACGCCAACACCCACGUGAGCACCCGCGUGAUCGGCACGUUCGGAUACCUCGACCCGGCGUACGCGAGCACCGGGCGCCUGACGGCCGAGUCGGACACGUACAGCUUCGGCGUGAUCCUCCUCGAGCUGGUCACCGGUCGACAGCCCAUCGAUGGCACGAGGGGCGCGGGGGAAGAGAGCUUGGUGGCGUGGUCCAGGGGGUUCAUAGAGGACGGAGCGUAUUUCGGGAUCAUCGACCCGUUCCUCAAGGAGACCGGGUACAACAGGGACGAGGUCCGGCGCGUGAUGAAGACGGCGUGGCUGUGCACGCAGCCCUCGCGACAGGACAGACCCACGAUGUCUCAGGUCCUGCGGUACUUGGAAGGGAACGCGCGGGCCGGCAGUCCGCGACGCCCGGAGCGCGAUGCCUUGACGAUGUUGGCGGACGAGAUGUUCAUGACCGGCCGAUGA